Cyclocybe aegerita is the source of this 708-nucleotide messenger RNA. The record is from the annotation of a GenBank genome assembly. Lineage: Eukaryota; Fungi; Basidiomycota; Agaricomycetes; Agaricales; Hemipholiotaceae.
AUGACUGGCGUAGUGAACGUCUUCGUCGUCUCCCCUGACACGCACUCUGAGCGGCGAAUCGACCCUCACAUUACUGUUGAACAGCUCAAGGGAAAGUUAGAGCUCAUUACCGGAAUACCUGUAUCACAUCAGGCUCUCUCCUUAUUGGCGUCUCAACAGGACUCUCGCGUCCUCACGGAGCUCACUGAUGAAUCAAAACCUCUUGGAUUUUACGGGUUGGCUGAUUGGCAAGUGAUCAAAGUGACCGAUACCAAUCCUUCAGAUACCUUGACCGGACAACUCACGGAUGUAUCUCAAGUCGAGAAAUUCGAGAUCUCGGAGGCCGAAUAUGCGCAGAGAAACGAUACCGUCCUUGCUUAUAAGCAGCGAAAUAAAAUCGGCCGUUUCUCCGGGAAAGAGGAAGCGAAACAAGAGGAUCAGUCAGAGAUGAACGUGGACGUUCCAAUAGGUUCUCGAUGCGAGGUUGAGUCAACCGAACCGGGGUUGAGUAAGCGCGGCACUGUGCGUUUUGUUGGACCGACGAAAUUCAGCAAAGGUUUAUGGGUUGGGGUCGAGUACGACGAGCCUCUCGGCAAGAACGAUGGCUCCGUUCAAGGCGAGCGAUAUUUUUCUUGUCGUCAGAACUACGGCGUUUUCGUGAAGCCAGACAAGGUUAAAGUCGGGGAUUUCCCAGUGGAGGAACUCGACCUGGAUGACGAGGAGAUGUAG